GGAAGUUAAAGUGUUAGUGUAACUGUGAUGUUCAUCACUUCAGCUCAAGAACUAACAAACUCUGUCUCUUCUCCAGGUGAUCUUUCAUAGAGAUGAGCAUAAAGAUGAAAUCAACCGAGAAACUCAUCAUCGUUUGUUUUCUGUUUGAAGCUGUUUUGUGCAGUGAAUUCUCCAUCAGUCUACCAGAGAGUGUAGAAGCUCUGAGAGGACUCUGUGUUCUCAUACCCUGCAGCUUUCAGAUUAAUAAAGAAUAUGAUGCACAGCUCCAGGGAAAUGCUACAGGAAUCUGGACAAAAGACAGCCAUGACCAUCAAACAAACACAGUCUUUAACUCUAAAAUCCCUGAACAGAACAAGAUUAAAGGUGAAGUUAUAGGAGACCUCCGCAAGAAGAACUGCACCACCAUCUUCUACAACAUCAGUGAGAGUGACAGAGGAGUUUAUUACUUUAGAAUAGAGACUUCAGGAUCCCUGAAAUACACUUAUCAUUCUUCAUCAGUAUCUGUAAGAGUGCGAGACUCAAUAAGACUGUAUAAGGAGGAUCAGGGGGAGGUGGAGGACCAAGAUGAGGUGGUGGAGGGAACUUCAGUGAGGAUCAUCUGCUCUGCUCCAUCUCCUCCAUGUCUCUUAAACCCUCCCACUUUUACAUGGAACCUCCUGCCUGAGGAGAGAAGACAGGAGCAGAACCACAACACCACCUUCAGCUCCUCUCAGCUGAACUUUAACGCUACGCACCUGCAUCAUGGACAGGAUUUCACCUGCACUGCCACCUACUGGCUCCAGAACAAAACUAUAUCAGUACAGAGCUCUCUUACACUCCAUGUUCUGUAUGGUCCUAGAAACACAUCAGUAUCAGCAUCUCCAUCUGCUUCAGUAGUUUUGGGCAGUUCAGUGUCUUUGAGUUGCAGCAGUGAUGCAAACCCAUCAGUGGUGAACUACACCUGGUACAGAGCGAAGGAAGAGCAGAUAGGAACCGGAGACCAUCUCACCAUCAACACCACUGAUUCUACACACAGUGGUUUAUACUACUGUAGAGCUCAAAACCAGCAUGGAAAUCACAACUCAUCUGUCUACCUGGAUGUACUGUAUGGUCCUAGAAACACAUCAGUAUCAGCAUCUCCAUCUGCUUCAGUGGUUUUGGGCAGUUCAGUGUCUCUGAGUUGCAGCAGUGAUGCAAACCCAGCAGUGCUGAACUACACCUGGUACAGAGAGAAUGGAGAGCAGAUAGGAACCGGAGACCAUCUCACCAUCAUCACCACUGAUUCUACACACAGUGGUUUAUACUACUGUAGAGCUCAAAACCAGCAUGGAGAUCAGAACUCAUCUGUCUACCUGGAUGCUCAGUAUGGUCCUAGAAACACAUCAGUAUCAGCAUCUCCAUCUGCUUCAGUGGUUUUGGGCAGUUCAGUGUCUCUGAAUUGUAGUAGUGUUGCAAACCCAUCAGUGGUGAACUACACCUGGUACAGACAGAACAGAGAGCAGAUAGGAACCGGAAACCAUCUCACCAUCAACACAACUGAUUCUACACACAGUGGUUCAUACUACUGUAGAGCUCAAAACCAGCAUGGAGAUCACAACUCAUCUGUCUACCUGGAUGUUCAGUAUGGUCCUAGAAACACAUCAGUAUCAGCAUCUCCAUCUGCUUCAGUGGUUUUGGGCAGUUUAGUGUCUCUGAGUUGCAGCAGUGAUGCAAACCCAUCAGUGGUGAACUACACCUGGUACAAAGAGAAAAGAGAGCAGAUAGGAACCGGAGACCAUCUUACCAUCAACACCACUGAUUCUACACACAGUGGUUUAUACUACUGUAGAGCUCAAAACCAGCACGGAGAUCAAAACUCAUCUGUGUACCUGGAUGUACAGUAUGGUCCUAGAAACACAUCAGUAUCAGCAUCUCCUUCUGCUUCAGUGGUUUUGGGCAGUUCAGUGUCUCUUAAAUGUACUAGUGUUGCAAACCCAUCAGUGGUGAACUACACCUGGUACAAAGAGAACAGAGAGCAGAUAGGAACUGGAGACCAUCUCACCAUCAACACCACUGAUUCUACACACAGUGGUUCAUACUACUGUAGAGCUCAAAACCAGCAUGGAGAUCACAACUCAUCUGUCUACCUGGAUGUGCAGUAUGGUCCUAGAAACACAUUAGUAUCAGCAUCUCCAUCUGCUUCAGUGGUUUUGGGCAGUUCAGUGUCUCUGAGUUGCAGCAGUGAUGCAAACCCAGCAGUGCUGAACUACACCUGGUACAGAGAGAACGGAGAGCAGAUAGGAACCGGAGACCAUCUCACCAUCAACACCACUGAUUCUACACACAGUGGUUUAUACUACUGUAGAGCUCAAAACCAGCAUGGAGAUCACAACUCAUCUGUCUACCUGGAUGUACAGUAUGGUCCUAGAAACAUAUUAGUAUCAGCAUCUCCAUCUGCUUCAGUGGUUUUGGGCAGUUCAGUGUCUCUGAGUUGCAGCAGUGAUGCAAACCCAGCAGUGCUGAACUACACCUGGUACAGAGAGAACGGAGAGCAGAUAGGAACCGGAGACCAUCUCACCAUCAACACCACUGAUUCUACACACAGUGGUUUAUACUACUGUAGAGCUCAAAACCAGCAUGGAGAUCACAACUCAUCUGUCUACCUGGAUGUACAGUAUGCUCCUCAGCUCUCUCUCUCCUCCAGCUGUAACAAGACUCAGGAUUUGAUUAUGUGUAUCUGUGAGGUUAAUGGAAAUCCAUCUCCUAAACUGGAAUGGCGUCUCUCCAAUCAAACUGUACUGUCUUCACAUACUGGUCCCAUCCAAGUCAUGUCUCUGGGCAACAUGAGUUUAAAAAGAUCAAUUUCAUUUUCUAUUCCACAGUCAGUUAAGGACACACCCACUCUACAUUGUGUUGGCUCCAAUCAUCUGGGCAUUGCUUCUCAGGUCUUCUUCUUAACAUUCAAGGCUCAGUGUCCUGCUGCAGUUUCAGGUGUGAAUAUUUCCUCUGUGCUGAUUGGUGCUGUAGUUGGAGCGUUACUAAUGAUGAUCCUGGGUGGGAGUUUCCUGGGUGUAAAAAAAUUAAAUCAUUUUGAAAGAGAAACUACAGUGGGAUUGCCAUUAAAUGAGAAGAAGGAAGACGGAGAGUCUGUGUAUGUGAACAGAACAGAUUUAUCAGGGUCGCUCCAAUACUCCACUGCGGUAGUUCCACAUGGAACAGGAAAUGACAUCAGAGGAGUGUCUUCAGUCAGAGAGACAGUGGGUGGGACAGGAGAAGCAGCACUCGAGGAGGUUAAGGAAACCUCCCUGAUCAAUAUGGACAGUAUAAUGAUGCAAAACUCAGCAGAGGAGGAGGUAUUGUACGGAAAUAUCACACGUCAGACAGAAAUAAAGCAAACUCAGGUCAGUUUGGAUAAAAAUGAUGGUAAGGUUGAGGAUGAUGAUGAAAUUAGAAAGUCUAAAGAAAAAGAAGAGGCUGAAGGCAAAGCAUCAGAGCAGCUUAAAGAGUCAGAUGGAGCUGAAUGCAUUUACGCACAAGUUAAACUUCAUAAACAUGAAAAUAAAUAAAUAAAUAAAUAAGUUUAGUGUUUAAAACCACUGUUCAGAUGUUCAGGGUACAAACUAUGAGUCUAAGUUUUUUUUUUUUUUAUAUAUAUACAUUUAUUAUUUCACAUAUACAUUAUAUAUUUUACAUACACUCUGCCUGAGAAUAAAAGUCACCAUUUCAGCAGAUUCAAUUUAUUGGACUAAAAACAAUGAAGAGUUGAAAUUAUUGGAAUUCGGUUAAGAAUUAUUAAUUAAAACCUCCUAGUACUUUGCUGAGCCCUUAAGAUUGUGUAAAAAAUGUGUUCAGAAAAAAAUCAUGAAUGGAGCGCACAUAAAUGCUUAGUAAAGAUGCAAAGGUCAUGUGACCUGAUGAGUCUGGAUUGGGUCUAUACCAGAGCAAUGGGCGUGUCAGGGUAAUAAGGAACAGCAAUGCACCCAUCAUGCAUAGUGUCCACUGUACAAGCCACAGUGUUAUGAUCUGGGGUUGAUCAGUUACUCAGGUCUAGACUCAGUAACGUUAUGGGGCAAUAAAAUGAAGUCGGCUGACCACCUGAAUGUACUGAACCACCAGAGGAUCACAUCUAUGGAGGGUUUCUUCUUCCCUAAUGGCACAGACAUAUUCCAGGACUCCAGGAGUGUGAGAGAGUGACUCUGGGAGCACAAGGAAUCAUUUUCACGAAUGAAUUUGCCACCAUGUAAAGUAUUAUAAUAAUAAUAAUAAUAAUAAUAAUAAUAAUAAUAAUAAUAAUGAUAAUAAUAAUGAUAAAGAUAAAAAUAUUUAAAAAUAACAAUGCUUCAUACACAAACUCUCAAUUUUGCUUUGUAAAAAAGAAAUGCUUCAUCUUUAAAAUUAUGAUGUCAGUUUUUUUAUUUGCUCUGGUGGACAAGCCAAAGAUAAUAUCUGUUUUGACUUCCAAACCAAAAUUUUGGAUGGAUUUUGCUUCGUCAUGUGAAGCAGUUUCGGGAUACGAGUGAUGAAGCCGGUCGUGCGUAUUUCCAGUAGCAGGUCUAAACUUGUUUGUGUCAGUGGAAAGCCAAGAGAAGCUAAUUUACAUAUUGUUUUAGUUUUUUUGGAUUCUUUUUUGCAAGAAUAAUAAGGACAUAGCACCCCGGCUCCUCAGAAUGUUCGUAACGCUCAUAUUAAUGAAAUAAUUGGCAUUACACAAACACAGGACUUCUAUCUCAUCUUUUGUUUUAAUAAAAAGAACAAGAACAUGAAAGACACACAAACAACACUUAAAAUGGCGAUCUCAAAUGUAUAUUAUACAAAACAGACACUGCAGUGCACAAAAUACAGCUAUUUACGACUAUAUACUAAAUAUUUUGGUGUGUAUGUGAUUGGAGGUAUAGACCCAAGUCCUGUAUAAUUUAUGUGUGCGCGCGUGG
This is a messenger RNA of Clarias gariepinus (North African catfish), 4889 nucleotides long. Its product is annotated as B-cell receptor CD22-like. The record is from RefSeq and is a predicted model, not a curated record. Bases 93 to 3524 code for a protein of 1143 amino acids. The transcript has 15 exons. NCBI's taxonomy places the organism in Eukaryota, Metazoa, Chordata, Actinopteri, Siluriformes, Clariidae.